Parastagonospora nodorum SN15 is the source of this 225-nucleotide messenger RNA. RefSeq lists its product as hypothetical. The record is from RefSeq and is a predicted model, not a curated record. NCBI's taxonomy places the organism in Eukaryota, Fungi, Ascomycota, Dothideomycetes, Pleosporales, Phaeosphaeriaceae. The coding region runs from base 1 to 225 and encodes 74 amino acids. The transcript has a single exon.
AUGAAAAUCUCCCAGCUGCUCGUGGGCCUCGCCAUGCUUGCCUCUCCCAUCUUUGCCGCGCCCACCGAGGCUGUCUCCAAGGACUUGUCGAGCCCUCAGUGCGUUUCGUGGAUGGUGCGCUGUCGUAUUUCCCGCGGCAUCCUUGAGGACUGCGUCAACAACAAGUGGCACGACAAGAUCAAGUGCAUUAAGGGCUGCUAUGCCGACGAGACCCGCUGCAACUAG